This is a messenger RNA of Paramecium pentaurelia, 706 nucleotides long. The record is from the annotation of a GenBank genome assembly. Lineage: Eukaryota; Ciliophora; Oligohymenophorea; Peniculida; Parameciidae.
AUGAUGAAAAUUAAAAAGUAGAAAAAUAAAAGAUCAAAAUAUAAGAGCAUAAAUUCUAAUGAAAGAGCUCUUAUCAUUCAAUAUAUUGAAGAAUACAAGUACUCUACAUCUCAUGUAUAAUUAUUUUUAUUUUCAGGUCUCUUUGAUUACAGGACAUAAAACUUCUACAAUUAAAGCUAUAUAUUAAGUUUAUAAAAAGGAAGGUAGAAUCAAUAAGAAAGAAAAAAGAGAUAAAAUUCUCAAUAUAACCACUUAAGUAAUAUUAGUUGUGUAGGAUGAUAUGUAUAUGAAUUAUUAUAUUUUAAGAAAUAAGAGUUAUGUUAAAUUAGGUGAAGAAAUUAAGGAGUUUAAAUCUAUUAACGAUGAAGAUAAUAAUGUGAAAGAUUCUAAAGAGAAAAUGAUUAAAGAAUAGCUUUUAAACAAGAAAUAUCAAAUUCUAAAUUCACUAACAAAAUAGUAGGCUGUUGAAAAUUUUACAUAAGAGAUGAAUACUAUAAUCUAAAAGAAGGCUUUAACUAAUGAAUUUCUAAUAAUUAAACAAAAUUCAGAUCUAAAAUGUUAACAAAAACAAUCUUUAAAAUUAUCAAGAAAUAAAUAACAAGAAAUUUUUUCUGAUAUAACUUAAUUUCCAUAAAUUUAAAAUAACAGUUUUAACUAAUAAGUCUUAAACAUACUUGAGGAAUAACAUAGAUUAAUGAGAUUGUGA